This is a messenger RNA of Oppiella nova, 493 nucleotides long. The record is from the annotation of a GenBank genome assembly. NCBI's taxonomy places the organism in Eukaryota, Metazoa, Arthropoda, Arachnida, Sarcoptiformes, Oppiidae.
AGGCGAUCCCAUCAAUAGCGGAAUGUCAGUGAACGGCGGAACCAUUAAUAGUGACGAUACUCUUGAUGUCCAGUACCGACAAAAUAUUUAUAUGAAUGGCUACGGAAGACAUUUCGAUGUCGUCGACAAUUACAAUAAGUUCGCGCAUUUGAAUCCAUCCGUUUCCGGGUAUCCCAUCGUCCAAAUGAACGGACAUUUAAGGGAAAAUAGUCAGAGUUCGGGCCGAUACUCAUCAGAUCCCGUCAAAGUCAUGGGUAAAGACGGAGAUUUUUGUGAAAUAAUGAGAAACAAUACGAAUAUGUCGUCGAAGAGCGUUGAUUUCGCGUUCAAACUGCCAGUCGAUGAGGACGACUAUCUCAUGCCUUCGCCCGGACCUAUUGGUCAGCCCACGAGUUAUAUGGAUUUGAUCGGUGACGCCAAGCGAGCAGAAUCGGUGAACGGAAAAGUAAAGGACUACCGGUUUAUUCCGGACUUCCUGCCAGUCAAGGGUCAG